This is a messenger RNA of Owenia fusiformis, 361 nucleotides long. NCBI's taxonomy places the organism in Eukaryota, Metazoa, Annelida, Polychaeta, Sabellida, Oweniidae. The record is from the annotation of a GenBank genome assembly.
UGUUUCACUCAGUCUGUAUUACUAAUCAUGCAACUUAUAUUCUGUAUUUUUCUAUUUCAGACCAGCUGAGCAAUUUCCUAACAAAUGCACCCACAGUCCCUAAUCUGCCAUAUGCCAAUACACACCAAGUCAACCCAAAUUUUGAAAAACCACAAGAGCAAAAGCCUACAUGUAGUAUUUGUUUGAAGACAUUCUCGUUAAGGGGCAAUCUUAAGCGCCACAUGCACAUCCACACUGGUGAUAGACCUUAUAAAUGUAAUGUCUGUGGGGAAGACUUUAUACAUCACACUGUAUAUAGACGGCAUCAGAAAAAUUAUAAUCACUGAAGCCUUACAAGCGUAAUGUCUGUGGGUAAGACUUU